AUGUCCCUCAAUUAUGGUGACGACGUGCCUAUGGCACCCGACUUUGACAACGAGGCGAUGUUUCUCGAGGGCGAUAGCGCCGAUCCCAGCAUACUAGAUGUCGAGGUUGAAGCCGACGAGAGCGAUGACCUCAGCGCAUCAGAUAUCAAUGGCCAACCUGACGAAAGCACCAAUGUCACGCGCAAGAAGUACAUCGAAAACCCGAGCUCGACUGAAGAGGCCAAAAUGCAAGGCAUGGCAUUGCUGAGAGCCAUCUUAAUAGACCCCAAUGACGAGAUCGCCAAGGCCAUUAAGAAAACCUACGGAUUCAAAGCACAGCCUUCAACGAAUGAGAAAUGCAAAAGCGUUCGAAAGUAUCUCACCCAGGUUCAGGAAGUGACGGAUGCCACAAUGCCAUUCAUCAUUGCGACGUGGUGCAUGCUUGGUGGAAACGUGCCAUCCAUGUGGACAGAACAAGGCGAAGGUUCAAAGCGUGGUUCAAAGAAACCUUUAUCGUCCUGGGGCAAGAAAGUAGUGGCAGAACUGGAGCACCUUGGAAUGGGUGAUGGGUUCAAAUUCGAGUUGUGCGAGGCCUACGCCACGGCAAACUUUGCCAUGAAAUCCUACGACGUUGCCGAGGCUGCAAAGGAACUCGCGCAGUCGCCGAGUGGCUCGACAAAACCCAAUGGGGGAGGCACGGCCAAACAUUCAGCAUCAUUCUCGCCUGAGAACCCAGACCCGGCCAAACGAAGGAAGGUGAGUACACUGGGGAGGCAAUCUGACCAGCAGACCGAGUUUAGCACUGCUAAUAAAGAGCAGCUACAGGAGAAGGAUAGUCCCUUCGGCAGAGCCGCGAAGAACCAGGCAAAUGACCUUGAAAACUCUGGUGCUCUGUAUGGGGAGUGUACAAGAGAGGAGCUUUUGGCCGAAAUCGCGAGACUGAAAACCAAGGUCACCAAGAAAACGUCAGAUGUCACCCAUCUGUCCGAGACAGUCACUCUGUAUGGCAACAUGCUGAACGAGUCGCGGCAGCGAAAUAUGACCGAGGAGGAGGAACACGAAGAAGCCAUGGAAGCCAAGAACAACGAAAUUGACAGACUUCUUGAAAGUAAUUCCAGACUCGAAGAAGAGGUAGCGAAGGCGAGAGGAAGUGCGAUGCGUCUGCUCAACAGCAUCCAACUCGAGACCACCCUGAGUAUUCGUGGCACUGAUUACAGCCAGAGUUCCACCAUGCCCUUGGAGGGAAUGCUUGAGGGUUUGGAUUUGACUGAUGUGAUUGCCGAGGGUGGCGAGGAUGUCGAGAGUGGCGAGCAACGCGAUUACUGA
This is a messenger RNA of Diaporthe amygdali, 1305 nucleotides long. RefSeq lists its product as uncharacterized. The transcript has a single exon. The coding region runs from base 1 to 1305 and encodes 434 amino acids. The record is from RefSeq and is a predicted model, not a curated record. Lineage: Eukaryota; Fungi; Ascomycota; Sordariomycetes; Diaporthales; Diaporthaceae.